Molecule: messenger RNA, 1425 nt
Organism: Lemur catta (Ring-tailed lemur)
Lineage: Eukaryota; Metazoa; Chordata; Mammalia; Primates; Lemuridae
Gene: NME6
Product: NME/NM23 nucleoside diphosphate kinase 6
Exons: 6
Coding region: 509-1069 (186 amino acids)
Biological process (GO): UTP biosynthetic process; GTP biosynthetic process; CTP biosynthetic process
Molecular function (GO): nucleoside diphosphate kinase activity
Source: RefSeq, a predicted model, not a curated record
GAGCUGGAGGGCGUGGCCACGCUGUGGGCGGGGCGGAGUUGGGGGCGCCGCGGGUCCCGGCCGCCGGCCUCGGGGAACCAGAGUGAUGGCCCCCUCAGGUGUGGAGAUUAAAUGUCCCGGCAACUUUUAAAAUUUAAAAUUGGGCUAUUCUCUGACGGAGUCACCUUUAAGUCGAGCAAGUUUCUCGACUUGUCGACUUUUGUUAUAAAUCAAGAACCGAGAGAGCCGCAACUUAGCUGCUUUAGGAAGGGAACCACGUCCUCACUACAGGCCGCGUGUCCUCCCCUAGAGGGCCCCUAGCAGCCUGGCCUCGGAAUAGCUGGAUCAGGUUCAUUUACCGAUUCGUUCAACAAAUGCUGUGGCGAGCCCGCUGUGUGCUAGGCACUGCUUUCCUGAAGCCGACCUUUCAGCGGGGAAGACAUAACUGAAGGAAACUUGCAAGGAGCUGUGAGAAAGUGUAACGGGGGAAGUGAGCUAAGAUCCAGUGCUCUCUGAUGGCAGAAGUGAGAUGACCUCAAUCUUGCGAAGCCCUCAGGCUCUCCAGCUCACUCUAGCCCUGAUCAAGCCUGAUGCAGUCGCUCACCCGCUGAUUCUGGAGGCUGUUCAUCAGCAGAUUCUGAGCAACAAGUUCCUUAUUGUACGAAUGAGAGAACUACUGUGGAGAAAAGAAGAUUGCCAGAGGUUUUACCAAGAGCAUGAAGGGCGUUUUUUCUAUCAGCGGCUGGUAGAGUUCAUGGCCAGUGGGCCAAUCCGAGCCUACAUCCUCGCCCACAAGGAUGCCAUCCAGCUCUGGAGGACACUGAUGGGACCUACCAGAGUGUUUCGAGCACGCCACAUGGCCCCAGAUUCAAUUCGUGGGAGUUUUGGCCUCACUGACACCCGCAACACCACCCAUGGGUCAGACUCUGUGGUUUCAGCCAGCAGAGAGAUUGCAGCCUUCUUCCCUGACUUCAGUGAACAGCGCUGGUAUGAGGAGGAGGAGCCCCAGCUGCGCUGUGGCCCUGUGUGCUACAGUCCAGAGGGAGGUGUGCAUUGUGCAGCUGGGUCAGGAGACCCAGGACCAGCCUGAUGCAGGCCUGUCCGUCUGUGAAGACCAGUGGCAAUGCCCAGACUUUGCUCCUAGACCUCUGGUCCAAAGCAUUCUCCUAGGACCAGGGAAGCCUCAGGCGCCAUCUGUGCUGGGUACUACCACCUGCCUGAGGGCCUAGCUCUUCACUUCAUAUCCUCCAGAAUCUAGCUCUCUAUCUACCUCUUCUCUGGAAUGUUGAUGGUGAUUCAGAAGAGCGAUGACUCCUCUUUUUGGUGAGAACCAUUCAUCCUUCUUCAAGGAGGAGCUUGCCUAGUUGACUUGCCCGAAAAGUGCAGUGACUCUAUAUAAGCAACAUUUGGCCUUUCUUUCUCAAUAAAAAUCUGUGUUCUACUGAA